This is a messenger RNA of Tachysurus vachellii, 647 nucleotides long. RefSeq names its product fatty acid-binding protein, brain-like. The record is from RefSeq and is a predicted model, not a curated record. Gene Ontology annotation, cellular component: cytosol; nucleus. Gene Ontology annotation, biological process: fatty acid transport. Bases 137 to 517 code for a protein of 126 amino acids. NCBI's taxonomy places the organism in Eukaryota, Metazoa, Chordata, Actinopteri, Siluriformes, Bagridae. Gene Ontology annotation, molecular function: fatty acid binding. The transcript is spliced from 5 exons.
GAGUCAGUGGUGGAUUCUGGGAGGUGUAGUCCGGGAGAGCUAGUAUUCUGGAGACGCUUCUCGGUGUUGGUGUUCGGUGGGCGUGGGAGGUGCGCUGACCGCGACAUAAACAGAGGCCUGAUACUACAUUGACAACAUGGAAGCCUUCUUUGGAACAUGGAAACUCGCCAAAAAAGUGAACAUUGAUGAAUUCAUGAAAGCAGUCGGUGCAAAACCAUCUGAUGAUUCUAAUCUAACUGAGACUGUUUACAAAGAGGGGGACUAUUUUGUCUGGAAAGUAAAGAGAGGCCGAGAAGGCAGAGAAAUAAAGUUCAAACUGGAUAAAGCGUUCCAGGAUGGUCUCAUAGAGGGGAGACCAUGUACUAGUACCAUAAGUUUUAAGGGAAAACAAGUGGUACAGGUGAAGAAAUGGGGUACUAAAGAAAUCCUAAUUACCCGUGACAUUAAUGCGAAUGUCAUGAUUACGACUCUGUCAUUUGCUGGUGUUCAAGGACAACGCAUUUAUCAGAAAGUUUAAUCAUUAUUCAGUGAUGGGAGCUGUAAAGCUUCUUUUUGAUUGUUAUCUGAAUAAUUUAAUCAUUAGUAAGAUAUCAAUGUGCAUACAAUUACACUGAAAUACUGCAAAUAAAAAUAUAUUUAAAAAUGUG